Camelus dromedarius (Arabian camel) is the source of this 1852-nucleotide messenger RNA. It is a transcript of the gene RIOK2, whose product is annotated as RIO kinase 2. Gene Ontology annotation, cellular component: preribosome, small subunit precursor; cytosol; nucleus. NCBI's taxonomy places the organism in Eukaryota, Metazoa, Chordata, Mammalia, Artiodactyla, Camelidae. Gene Ontology annotation, biological process: maturation of SSU-rRNA; protein phosphorylation. The record is from RefSeq and is a predicted model, not a curated record. The transcript has 10 exons. Gene Ontology annotation, molecular function: ATP binding; protein serine/threonine kinase activity. The coding region runs from base 96 to 1727 and encodes 543 amino acids.
CCGGCAGUUGGGAGGCGCGUGAGACGAGGAGCGCCGCUUUCCCUGUGCUGUUCUCGUCUAGUAUAGCAGCCUUCAGGCCUGGGUCUGCGUCCGCCAUGGGUAAGGUGAAUGUGGCCAAGUUGCGUUACAUGAGCCGGGAUGACUUCAGGGUCCUCACCGCGGUUGAAAUGGGCAUGAAGAACCAUGAAAUCGUUCCCUGCAGUUUGGUUGCUUCUAUAGCCAGCCUUAAACAUGGUGGUUGUAACAAAGUUUUAAGAGAAUUAGUGAAACACAAACUCAUAGCUUGGGAGCGAACCAAAACUGUCCAGGGCUAUCGAUUGACAAAUGCAGGCUAUGAUUACCUAGCUUUGAAAACACUUUCUUCUAGACAGGUGGUUGAGUCUGUUGGAAACCAGAUGGGUGUUGGCAAAGAAUCUGAUAUUUACAUUGUUGCAAAUGAAGAAGGGCAGCAAUUUGCUUUAAAGCUUCACAGACUGGGAAGAACCUCCUUUCGAAAUCUGAAAAACAAGCGUGAUUACCAUAAACACAGGCAUAGCGUGUCUUGGCUCUAUUUAUCUCGUCUGUCUGCCAUGAAAGAAUUUGCUUAUAUGAAGGCAUUGUAUGAAAGGAAAUUUCCAGUUCCAAAGCCAGUUGAUUAUAAUCGCCAUGCAGUGGUCAUGGAACUCAUAAAUGGCUAUCCUCUAUGUCAGAUACAUCAUAUUGAAGAUCCUGCAUCCGUAUAUGAUGAAGCUAUGGAACUAAUUGUUAAACUUGCAAAUCAUGGACUAAUUCAUGGAGAUUUCAAUGAAUUCAAUCUCAUUUUGGAUAAAGAUGACCACAUCACCAUGAUUGAUUUUCCACAAAUGGUUUCAACAUCUCAUCCCAAUGCUGAGUGGUAUUUUGAUAGAGAUGUUAAAUGCAUUAGAGAUUUCUUCAUGAAACGUUUCAGCUAUGACAGUGAGCUUUUUCCAACCUUAAGUGAUAUCAGGAGGGAGGACUCUCUUGAUGUAGAGGUUUCUGCCAGUGGCUACACAAAGGAAAUGCAGGCAGAUGAUGAACUGCUUCAUCCAGUAGGUCCAGAUGAUAAAAAUAUUGAAACUGAGGAGGAAUCUGAAUUCUCAUUUUCUGAUGAAGAGGUGUCAGAAAAAGCGAAGGAUUGUAGGUCAGAGAAUGAAAGUGGACUGAACACUAUAGAUGAUUGCUAUUGCGGAUCAUCUGGAGACCUUGAGCAAAUAAAGGAAGACAGUUUGUCAGAGGAGAGUGCUAAUCCACACAGUUUUGAAAUGACUGAAUUCAGUCAAGCUUUAGAAGAAGUAAAAAGGCAGAUUGUUGAAAACAGUUCUAUAACUGAGUUUUCUGGGGAGGCUAAAAAUGACACCAGGCAAGAUGGUCAAGGAGGAAUCCCCAUGGGCUCUGAGGAGGAUGAAGAUGAGUGCCCGCAUCUGAUUGCCUUGUCAUCAUUAAACAAAGAAUUCCGACCUUUCAGAGACGAAGAAAAUAUGGAAGAUACUAAACAAUAUAGAGCAAGAACUCUGAGUGUUACUUCCGCGAGCAGUAUUUUAAGCUGUUCAACAAUUCCUCCGGAAUUGGUGAAACAGAAGGUGAAACGUCAAUUGACAAAACAGCAAAAAUCAGCUGUCAGACGUCGAUUGCAGAAAGGAGAAGCAAAUAUAUUUACCAAGCAACGGAGAGAAAACAUGCAAAAUAUUAAAUCAAGUUUGGAAGCAGCUAGCUUUUGGGGAGAAUAAUAUAUAUAAGAUCUUGAAAGUUUUCCAAAAAGUUACUAUGUCCAUUUUUUAGCCACCUUUAGUAUUUUUUUGGACCAAGGCAGAUAUACUUAAAUAGAUAAAAUAAACCCUCUUUCAUUGAUAAA